GGCGAUAUCAUGCGUCUUAUAACUAAGGACCUUAGUGAGCCGUACUCCAUUUAUACAUACAGAUAUUUCAUACACAAUUGGCCAGAGCUGUGUAUUCUGGCGUAUGAUACGCUUUCGGAAGUGUAUGUUGGAGCAGUUGUCUGCAAAUUGGAUAGAAAUGCUGAAGGCCGACGAAAAGGAUAUUUGGCGAUGCUAGCAAUCGACGAGUCGUGUAGGAAACUGGGACUAGGAACGCGUUUAGUUCGUCGUGCCAUUGAAAGAAUGCAAGCCCAAGGGUGUGACGAAGUUGUUCUUGAGACAGAGGUUUUAAAUGUGAACGCGCAACGGCUUUAUAACAAUUUAGGUUUCAUCAGGGAGAAACGCCUAAUGAGGUAUUAUUUAAACGGUGGGGAUGCUUUUCGUCUAAAGCUAUUCCUUUCUCCUCCUGUGAUUGUUGUAAGAAAGUCUUCGUUUGUAUCGACAGGCUCACAACAUGACAAGUAG
Angiostrongylus costaricensis is the source of this 483-nucleotide messenger RNA. The record is from the annotation of a GenBank genome assembly. Lineage: Eukaryota; Metazoa; Nematoda; Chromadorea; Rhabditida; Metastrongylidae.